Messenger RNA from Heterocephalus glaber (naked mole-rat), 1134 nucleotides. It is a transcript of the gene Tmem234, whose product is annotated as transmembrane protein 234. The record is from RefSeq and is a predicted model, not a curated record. NCBI's taxonomy places the organism in Eukaryota, Metazoa, Chordata, Mammalia, Rodentia, Bathyergidae.
AGGCCACUUCCGGUUUGGUUCAUAGGAUCCUCCCCCUCGUUCCCGGAAGAAGAAGGGUGGUGUUGCCAUGGCGGCGUCUCUGGGGCAAGUGCUGGCCCUGGUGCUGGUAGCCGCCUUGUGGGGUGGCACGCAGCCGCUGCUGAAGCGGGCCUCCUCUGGCCUGCAGCAGGUUCAGGAGCGGACCUGGGCCCGACAGUUGCUGCAGGAGAUGAAGACCCUUUUCUUGAAUACUGAGUACCUGAUGCCCUUUCUGCUCAACCAGAGUGGCUCCCUUCUCUACUACCUCACCUUGGCAUCGACAGAUCUGACUCUGGCUGUGCCCAUCUGUAACUCUCUGGCCAUUGUCUUCACGUUGAUUGUUGGGAAGCUCCUUGGAGAAGAUGUUGGUGGAAAACGAGAAGUUGCUGGCAUGGUGCUCACUGUGACAGGAAUUACACUCUGCAUUACCAGCUCAGUGAGCAAGACCCAGGGGCAACCAUCUACCCUUUGAAUGGACCGACCCCACCUCCACCUCUGCUGUCUCCAGGAAGCCCCUGGGCCAUGAGGCGCAGGCAGUGAGCAGAUACAGACCAGCACUUGCCCUCUUUGAGCCCAGCUUCCUCAUCUCUUCUGAAGAGAAGAGCUACCUCAUCCAUCACAGUAAGAGAAGAGCAAUGAUGGGGUUUUGUAUCCUUCAAGUGGUGUUCAGCUGCUGGGAUUUAGCCCAGGAAACUUUACUCACUCUCAACAGCCUCUCUGCCCAGCAGCUUCUUGCAGACAUCUCAGACCACCAUCACCCAGCCACUAUUAACCUGGCCUGCUCCAGCCUAUCAGGGUGGCGGCUUCCACAGAGUGCAAAGCCCACCUGCAUGGAAAGGGCCAUCUGUAGUUUCUGAGUCAGAAAUGGGACCCAGACACCUUUAGGACUUAGUCAGGGUGCCUUAGCUGACUGAGGGGUGGAACUGUGGGCGAGACAGUGUGUCAAAAUGGCAGGUAGGAGAAACGAGCUGUCUGUUCUCCUCGAGGUAGGUGAAAAUACUCAACUGUCAACCCCUCAGACAGACAGCUGUGAGUCCCAGGACCAUGUAAUUAAUGUAGCACCAGUGUCACAUCUGGCCAGUAACAGGCUUCAAUAAAUCUGCACUGAACAGACUU